This is a messenger RNA of Didymodactylos carnosus, 6066 nucleotides long. The record is from the annotation of a GenBank genome assembly. Lineage: Eukaryota; Metazoa; Rotifera; Eurotatoria; Philodinida; Philodinidae.
AUGUUGAGACCAGAGCAAGUAACAUUUCAUGCUGAAGAUUAUAAUUCGCUACAUAAUACAGAAGGAGAAGAAAAUAAUUUAUCAUCAUCAUUCGACACACUCGUUCAUUAUUCAACAGACUUUAAGAUGAACAACAAUAGAGAACCCCCACAGAAAAUGACAAAUUCAUCAAUUAAACAAUCGUCAUCACUACAAGAAUUAUCUCUGAUUAGCAAUAUUUAUCAGCAAGAAAAUGAAGAUUUAACUCAAGAAACAAAUGUUACAUUACCAACGAUAGCAAAUAUUGAUUUCUCAUCUCCACAGUCUGUCGAUAAUCUUCUUCAAUUAGAUGCCCUAGCUCUACAGCAAAUUGCUAUUGGAUCAAAUCCUGGUCUUCCAGCUGUAGGUAACAAUCAAAAAGAAGAACAACAAGCGCAUUUAAAGUCACCGCCAAUUCAAACAGCAUCAUUAGAAGAUAUACAAAAAGAAGUCGAUCGUGUUCGACAAAUGAAAUACGGUCGUGUAUUUCCAUCACCAUCUCCAGAUAAUCAUUAUUCACCCUCCGCACUAUGUUCUCGUGUUACAUUUAAUCCAUUUUCACCUACAACAUCCAAUAUUGAUCUUUCUUCGAUAACUCAAUCGUUUCAAUUUUCUGAUCGUUCUUCUCAUCAACAAAUUUCAACACUUCCCUUUACUUCUACAUUCAUUACAAGUAUCCCAGAGUCAACAUUAAAAGAAUCUGAUGAAACUCAUUUUAUGCCAAUUAAACAAACAUCUGAUAAUAAAAUUCGUAAAUCUCCAUCAUCUUUAUCUCUCAUCGAAGAUCAUGAAGUAUUUGAUACGUUUAUGUUAUCACCGAAACCGGUUUUAAAACUACCCGGUGUAGCUGUUCGUACUGUACAACCUUUUAGAUUAAGUAAAAAUAUAUCAAAUUCAGAAUCAGAUUUAAGACAACACGAUAUUCAUGUGAAUAAUUUUGUGGGUGAUUCACAAUCGGAUAGAGAUACAACGGUCAGUUCUGGAUUAAACGAUGAUCUAUUUAUUGCAGAAUGGGACAAAGAAAGGAAUUUAUUUCAAGAUUAUAUCAAUUCGCUACGUACAGAAAUUCGCGUAUUAUUACAAGAACGUGAAGAAUAUCAGACGAAUAUUCGUCAAUUAAAGGAGAAUUUGAGUGAUCGUAAAAGAUUAAUAUCAAAUACUACUCAAAAUACCGAAGUUGAAGUACAACACAUAUCUGAGAUCAACUCACUUGAAUCAAAGAUAACAUUAUUGCAAAAAGCUCUUGAAGAAAAAAAUGCUGUUUUAGAAUUAUUACAAACUGAAUAUGAAAUGUUAAAAGAGAAAAAUGUUCAAUUACAACGGAAAAUUUCACUAUAUAGAUCGGAUAUGAAAUCACAAGUGGGAGUCAUAGAUGAAUUGAAACAAAAAAUAACAGAAUUAUGUGUAAAUUUACAAAAUAUGAUUAUAGUUAAAAAGAGACAUGAAUUGAGCAUAGAACAGUUGGAACAGGAAAUUCGACAAGUCGAUGAGGAAAAACAAAAAUUAACACAUCAUGUUUCAAGUACAUCUAACGAAAAAUAUGAGUUAGAAAAAAAAUUACAACAAGCAUAUGUUCAUAUCGCCGAACAAGGUACUCAAUUGGAAAUAUUACGUUCUGAAAAUGUUCAAAUACGUUCGCAACUAAAUGAAACUCAACGUCGUCAAUUACAAGAAAAACAGCAAAUAAUGGAUUACUUGAAACAAGUUGAAAGUGAUUUAAUUGAACGUGAACAGAUAAAAGUUAGAGAAAAUUUAUUAAAACAAGAACUAAAACAAGUGAAUGAACUGAGAAAUCAAGAUCAUGCACAAUUAAAACAAUUGCAAGAUCAAAUUCAACAAGAUAAAUUAAAAUUAGAUAAAUAUGAAAACGAAAGAGUACAGUUAUUAGACACAAUUAAAGAAAUUGAUGACAAAAGUUCAUCGGAUCAACAUGACGCAAAUCAUGAAAUCCUUUCAUUGAAAGCAAAACUCGUUGAUUUGCAAACAUCUUGUUCAUCGCUAACAGAACAAAAUUUACAAUUAGUCGCCGAUAUAAAUUUAUCUAAAGCAGAUUUGAAACAUUUUGUAAACCAUUUAAAAUCACCAUUAUCUGAAAAUGACAAAAUUCUUUUGCCAUCUGAUCCACUCCUGUCUGAGAUUUAUUAUUUAAUUGAACAUCAUGAAAAGAAUGAAAAAGAACAAAAGUCAAUCAUUGAUCAACAUCAAGCCACUAUCCAUGAAUUACAACAAAAUUUAUUAAAUAUGAAAGAACAGAAUGAAAAAGAUUUUCAACGAUUUUUGAUACAGUUUAGUUUACAACCGUCCACUUCAUCAUCGCAGAAUAGCCACAUAGAUCAAAUUAUAUCAGUCUACGAUUGGACACUAGAACAAAACCGACAAUUAAAACAAAUAGUGGACGAAAAAACAAAUCAAAUUGAACAGAUGAAUAAAGACAUCCAUCAGAAAGAGAUAAAAUUAUCAACAUCUAUCCAGCAACAAUCUUCUAAUGAUUCUUCGACUGACUAUCAAAUUAAACAACUCGAAAAUGAACUGUUAAAUAUGAAGAAGUUUCUUGAAACUGAACGUCUGCGAUAUGAAUCUGAAAUAUCAAAUACGCAAAAUUUAUUUCAAAACGAAGGAUUACGUUGUGAACAACUUCAGUCAACAUUAAAUGAACAAAAUCAUCUUAUAGCACAGCAAGAAUCAGCUCUUCACGAUUUACAACGAAAACUUUAUGAAAUUGAACAACAAAAUGAAUCAAAUUUUGAAAACUUUUUAAUGCGCUUUAAUUUACCGCAUUCUCAAGCAAAAACAUCAAAAAAUUAUAUUGAUGAUAUCAUCUCGAUCUAUGAAUCGCAAAAUAGAUUAACAAUUGAUAAGUAUGAACAAAAACUAAAUGAGAAACAAAAUUCGAUUGAUAGACUACAACAAGAAAUUGAUGAACAAAGAAAUUUAAUGAAGACAGUGAAGAAAAAUGUCCAACAGCAAGAGUCCGUAUUAUUAUCUCCUGCAAAAAUUCAUAAUAUUUCUCUCAAACAACAAUCUCCUGAUCCUUCUGUUAUGUCUGGAACAACCGAUCUAAAUAACUUUCAACAUGAACCAUUGAGUACAAAAGCGCAAUCGAAAACUGAAGACAUGCGCAUUGAAGAAUAUCAAACUGAACUGUUUAAUUUACAAAAUCUUUACAAUCACGAACAUUUACGAUCAGAACAAUUUCAAGUUUCAUACAAUGAACAAUAUCAACAAAAUGUUGAGUAUAAAUUAGAAAAUCAAGAACUUCAACAAAAAUUAUUUGAAACAGAAACUACUUUAAAACAACUUAAAGAUGAAAAUGAUAGAGACUUUCUUAGAUUCUUGGCACAUUUCAAUUUACAAUCGUACAUACCAUUAUCAGCAGAGAAAAAUAAUCAUAUUGAUGAAAUUAUAUCCAUCUGUGAGAGACAAAAUCAACAGCUAACAUAUAACUAUCAACACCAACUAAAUGAAAAACAAAAUUUAAAUGAUAGAUUAGAACAAUUAGUGGGUGAAAAAACAAGCCAGAUCGAGCUAAUGAACAAAAAUAUUCAACAGCAACAAGAGUUAAUAUUGUCAUCUCCACGUGUUCACGAUGUGUCUGUUCAACAGCAAUCUCCUUCGAAUCUUGAACAAAUUCAAAAUGAAUUAUCAACUACAAAAAGUCUCUUAGAAUCCGAGCGUGCUCAAUACCAUAAUGAACUGACAAAUAUUCAGAAUUUGUUACAAACCGAAUCUUUACGUACCACACAUCAAAAUUUGACUAUUGAAAAUUUGCAACAAAAGUUAUUAGAAACACAAACAAAUCUGAAUAAAUUGGAUGAGAAAAAUGAUAGAGAUUUUCAACGACUGUACUCAGAUUUUAAUUUACAAUUGUAUAAACAAGAUGGAGAUAAAAACAGUUAUAUUGAUGAUGUUAUAUCAAUCCACAAUUGGACACUAGAGCAAAAUCGACAAUUAAAACAACUAGUUGAUGAAAAAACAAAUCAGAUUGAACAGAUGAUUGUGAAUAUCCGACAGCAACAGUUGUCUUCACCAUCUCCGCACAUUCAUACUGUCUCUGUUCAACAACAAUCUCCUCCUAUAAAUCGUAAUGGUGAGAUUGAGAAUGAAUUGUUAAAUGCAAAAAAUUUGCUUGUGGUUGAACGUGAACAAUUUCAAACUGAUUUAUUAAAUCUUCAAAAUUUAUUAGAUACUGAACGUUUACGUAGUGAUCAGAUACAGCAAACUUACAAUACGUUAUCAAAUGCAUAUUAUGAAUUAGAACAACAAUCAAAUAAACCAGAAAUAAAUGAACUAAUUGAUUUAAAUCCAUUUUUUACAAUCUUUCAAUUUCCAUCAUUUGAUCAACAACCAUCAGCAUUAAAACGUCUUUUUGAUCAAAAUAAACAACAUCGACUUUCGUUGUCGCUUGUUCAAGAUAUUCUCACCGUAUUUGAAUGGUCAUGUGAACAAUUACAAACGAGAGUAAAAGAUAUGAACAAAGAAAAUGAACAAUUGAAAAGUACACUUGAAUUACUCGAUGAACAACAGCAGCGAAAUCGUAAAGAAUUUAACUUAAAUUUAGAAGGAAUGAUUAAAGAAAAUAAACAAUUAAAGAAUAUUUUUGAAGAAAAAGUUAAUGAAAUUCAACAAUUAAAAGAAGAAGUACAAAAAUCAAUCAUAGUCAAUCAAUCUGAACCAGCUAUUCAAAUCGCACCUCUUCAACAGCAAACUGUUCCAUCUGAUUUAACAGAAUCAGCUAAAAAUCUUCAAAAUCUUUUAGAAGUUGAACGUUAUCAAUUUGAACAAUAUAAAAAUGAAAAUCAAAUUAUUGUUGAUCAACUUCGUUUAGAAUUAGACCGUCGUCAAGUUGAAUUAGAUUCAUUUGAAUCAAAAUUUAAACUCGAAAAAGAAAAACAAAAUAUUGUCAUUGAACAAUUGAGAGAAAAAAUUGAAAUUGAUCGAAAACAAAAACGUACAACAUCUCCAACGGCAAUAACCGAUGACCUUAUGACUAACGACUUAUCUGCAUCUGGAAACGAUUUAGAAUCAAAAUUACAUGAACAACAUUUAUUGACAACAGACGUACAAACCCGACUAAUUGAAGCACAAGUAUUCAUUGAACAAUUGAAAGAAGAAUUAGCAAAAGCCGAACAACUUGUAAAACAAAUUGAAUCAUGGGAAAAUGAAGAUAGUAUUAGUAAUGUUCCCGCUGGUGAAAAAAUCAAUGACUUUUUACAAGCGUGCUGUACAAAGUUGUCGUGUUCGAAAAAUUUUGAUUCAAUAUUAAAAUCGUUAGAAUCUCAAGAUCAAUUUUUACAUGAUUGUUGUUCAAAAUUAAAUAUUGAGGAUGGAAAUAGACGUGAGAUAGUUUUGGAUAAAUUAGAUAGUUAUAAAAAAAUAUUUAAAUCUGUUGGUUUGAAAGAAGAUAACUUUGAUAUAUGGAAACAAUCGUAUGAUGAAAAAAUUCAAUUUAAACGAAAAACAAAAGAAUUUUUAAAGAAUUGUCAACAAAAAAUAUCAUCAUUAUUAACAUUUGAACAUAUAUUAGAUUAUAUUGACAAAUACAAACAAUUACAAUCAGAUUUUGAUGAGAAAGAGGCCACCAUUCAUCAACUUCAAACUGAAAAUUAUCAACUAUUAACAUUUCAAACAUCGAUAACUGAAAAAUUUGGUACAUACGAUAAUUUGUUACAAUUACUUACUGAGAAUGAUUUCUAUAAGAAUUAUGUCAACAAAAUACAAAGUGUUCAACAGGAAUCCAUAGAACAAUUGAAUAAUUUCAAUUGUUCUCUAAAUUCAGAUGCAACAGUCGAUAUUAUACUACAACAAUGGUAUCAACUCUGUUCAAUGUUAAAACAAUCCGAAAAUAAAUUAAUUGAUUUAAAUCAAUUUCUUAAUGAAAAAUGGCAACAAAAUAUUCCUGUUGAUGAGAUGAGAACAAAUUUAGACAAUUUUAUAGGUAAAAGACAUUGGUAUAAGGUUAAGGAAAUUCAAAAGUCGAUUACUUUUUGUUUUUUCGAUUUCUAUACAUGGUUGGAUAGAGCUCGUUGCGCUGAAUCCGAAUAUGUAUGA